Molecule: messenger RNA, 778 nt
Organism: Octodon degus (degu)
Lineage: Eukaryota; Metazoa; Chordata; Mammalia; Rodentia; Octodontidae
Product: histone H2A.Z-like
Exons: 1
Coding region: 16-402 (128 amino acids)
Cellular component (GO): nucleosome
Molecular function (GO): structural constituent of chromatin; DNA binding; protein heterodimerization activity
Source: RefSeq, a predicted model, not a curated record
UCCGCGGAAUUGGAAAUGGCUGGCGGGAAGGCCCAGAAGGACUCCGGAAAGGCCAAGACAAAGGUGGUUUCCCGCUCACAGAGGGCUGGCCUGCAGUUCCCCGUAGGCCACAUCCAUCAACACCUGAAGUCCAGGACGACCAGCCACGGGCGCGUGGGCGCCACGGCCGCCGUGUACAGCGUGGCCAUCCUGCAGUACCUCACGGUGGAGGCGCUUGAACUGGCAGGGAAUGCAUCCAAAGACCUAAAAGUAAAGCGCAUUACCCCUCGACACUUGCAGCUUGCCGUUCAUGGGGAUGAAGAAUUGGACUCGCUCGUCAGAGCUACAGUUGCGCGAGGUGGUGUCAUCCCACAUACCCACAAGUCUCUGAUUGGGAAGAAAGGACAACAGAAGCCUGUGUAAAGGAUGCCUGGAUUCCUUAUUAUCUCAGGACUCUAACAGUCUUUAAUAGCUGUCCCGUGUUGGUGAUUCCAGUGGACUGUAUCUCUGUGAAAAACACAAUUUUGCCUUUUUGUAAUUCUAUUUGAGCAAGGUGGAAGUUUAAUUAUCUUUCCAGCCAACCAAAUUUCUGCAUUCGAGUCUUAACCAUAUUUAAGUGUUACUGUGGCUUCAAAGAAGCUAUUGAUUCUGAAGUAGUGGGUUUUGAUUGAGUUGACUGUUUUUAAAACUGUUUGGAUUUUAAUUGUGAUGCAGAAGUUAUAGUAACAAACAUUUGGUUUUGUACAGACAUUAUUUCCACUCUGGUGGAUAAGUUCAAUAAAGGUCAUACUCCCCCUCC